Diabrotica virgifera virgifera (western corn rootworm) is the source of this 1507-nucleotide messenger RNA. RefSeq lists its product as uncharacterized. The coding region runs from base 290 to 1495 and encodes 401 amino acids. The transcript has 2 exons. NCBI's taxonomy places the organism in Eukaryota, Metazoa, Arthropoda, Insecta, Coleoptera, Chrysomelidae. The record is from RefSeq and is a predicted model, not a curated record.
CUAACUAGCAAAUCAUUAUUUUAUCAAUGCAGAAUAAUCCUAAGUAAAUACAAAUACAGUUAGGAUUGUUCUGCAUUUUCAAUAACAAUGCGCGCCAACAUUAUUUUUGUUAUCUUUUAUUUACAUAGGAUAAUUCAACGGCUAUCGGUUAGUCAUUUCCAUCGUCUUGUUGGAUAUUCACGUUUGUUCUUUUGUCAAAUCGAGUUGCAGUGAGUGUGAAUUUUAACAACAAUAAUGAAACGAGGUGCGUUAAUGGUAAAAAUGGCCAUGUCUAUGAAUCCAACACAACAUGAGAAUUCUGGAGAAUCAAAGUAAUGAUACGGCAGGUAGUCCCAUAUCUAUAGCUACGGUAGAAAGCCCUUCCACAUUGUAUACUAACCAGCAGUACUACAGAGAUCUAGGUGAAUUAAGAUCUCUACACUCUCCCGUACACCAAGAACAACAGUAUUGCCAGCUCGAGACACCGAUAGAACAGCAGUUUUCCCAACAUUAUAAUCAAUAUUACGACUUACCAAUACCUACCUCCGUAGGCCUACUAGUACCUGAAGCAGAGCAGUAUCGCCAAUUUCCGAAUAAUUAUUUGGGUUAUUGUUCACCUCUAGAUAACGUCAUAGAUCUUCAAACAUCCACAGAACAACCACGGUUUCAGCAACGUGAUGAAGCUAAAGAUUCCCAUAAUCCUACACCUAGCGUUGUAAACCUUGCAACACCUGUCCUUCAAGAGCAAGUCCUUCAGCACCAAGAUGAUAUUACGCGUCCAUCCACAUCUACCGGUAAGCUUUUACCGACCAUCUCACAACAAACUGAUGAAAAUAGUGACCCAUAUGCUACAUAUGGAAGCUCAGAUGUUGAUUUUAAUCCAAAUGAUUUUGAUUCUUCAAGUUCUUCGGAUGAAGAAGGUGAUCAUCAUAGUUCAAUUGUAAACCAGCAGGAUGCCCUAGUGUCUGAGGAAAAAAUACCAGAUAUCACCAAGUCUCGUAAGCGAAAAAGAAACCCAGAUAAUUGGAGGAGAAAUAGAAUAAAGAAAUUACGAAACUCCGGCAAGGCCUAUGUAAAUUGGAAGUCUAAACAGGUUUCAGAAAGGAUUAUGAAACCGCCAUGUCCCAUAACAUGCAGACUUAAAUGUCAGACGAAAUUUCAGGAAAAACAUCGUGUCCAGAUUUUUCAAGAUUUUUGGAAAUUGGGAGAUAUUAAUUAUCAGAGAGAAUUUGUUUUGCGGAACUUAACUGUGAAGCCUACAAAACACCCCAGAAAAAAGAAGGAUGCAGUUGAGCUUCCAGAAAGUGACACUUGUGAAAGUCGUAUAAAGCUGUCGUAUUUUUAUACUUUUCCACAAGAGAAUUGUCCAGUCAACAGAAUCAAGGUAUGCCAAACAUUUUUCUUAAAUACCCUGGGAAUAAGUCAUCAAAUCGUCAAAACAGUAGUUAAAAAAACUCAUCAUUCAAAUUCAAUAUCGCCAGAAGCAGAUUUACGAGGUAAAGUACAUACAAUGUAAUUCUUGAUUGCC